CCCCGCCUCCAGCUGGCCAGGGACCACCCGGAACCGGGAUCCGGCAGGCUGAACCGGGCUGGGAGCGCCUGGAAACUUCAAGGAGGGGGCGGGCCCGGGGACGGUGGCCCCUGGAGCGGUUGCCGCGGGGACCGGGUGGUGACGCGGCCCGAGGGCGGAAGUGAGAAAGUUGCCGGCGUCCCGAGACGAGUUGGCGGAGCUGUGCGCGCGGCGAGGCGAUGGGGGGCUCUGGCAGUCGCUUGUCCAAGGAGCUGCUGGCCGAGUACCAGGAUUUGACGUUCCUGACCAAGCAGGAGAUCCUACUAGCCCACAGGCGGUUUUGUGAGCUGCUUCCCCUGGAGCACCGGGGUGUGGAGGAGUCACUGCAGGCACGGGUGUCCUUGGAACAGAUCCUCAGCCUUCCAGAACUCAAGGCCAACCCCUUCAAGGAGCGAAUCUGCAGGGUCUUCUCCACAUCCCCAAACAGAGACAGCCUGAGCUUUGAGGACUUCUUGGACCUCCUCAGUGUGUUCAGUGACACAGCAACCCCAGACAUCAAGUCCCACUAUGCCUUUCGCAUCUUUGAUUUUGAUGAUGAUGGAACCUUGAACAGAGAAGACCUGAGCCAGCUUGUGAACUGCCUUACAGGAGAGGGUGAGGACACACGGCUCAGCGCUUCAGAGAUGAAACAGCUCAUUGACAAUAUCCUAGAAGAGUCCGACAUUGAUAGGGAUGGAACCAUCAAUCUCUCUGAGUUCCAGCAUGUCAUCUCCCGCUCACCAGACUUUGCCAGCUCCUUUAAGAUUGUCCUGUGACAGAAGCCACAGCGUGUGUCCCAGCACCUUGUCAAAGAACCUUUCCACUACUGAGCUGCGGCCAAGGUUACACCUGUGUUGCCAGGGCCGGCCAAGCUGGCCCAGCCUGGAGCUGGCACUGCGCAGUCUUGCCCGGGGCAGGGGAGGGCCCUCCACGUCAAGGCCUCUCCCCUUCUCACUGCCAUUGUCAUCCGCUCUGUUUGUGUUUCUACUAAUCAAUAAUAAAGGUUUAGAAGUUUUGA
Camelus dromedarius (Arabian camel) is the source of this 1036-nucleotide messenger RNA. RefSeq names its product calcium and integrin binding 1 (gene CIB1). Gene Ontology annotation, biological process: positive regulation of calcineurin-NFAT signaling cascade; cellular response to growth factor stimulus; positive regulation of protein localization to plasma membrane. Gene Ontology annotation, cellular component: axon; cytoplasm; nucleus. The coding region runs from base 219 to 794 and encodes 191 amino acids. The transcript is spliced from 7 exons. Lineage: Eukaryota; Metazoa; Chordata; Mammalia; Artiodactyla; Camelidae. The record is from RefSeq and is a predicted model, not a curated record. Gene Ontology annotation, molecular function: magnesium ion binding; calcium ion binding; protein-membrane adaptor activity.